CCAGACUCCAGGAGUCGCGGAACAGCACUUCACUGGGCGCGAAGCGAGCAGACACCUGGCCGCGAGGAAAGAGCGCGCCCUCGAGGCGUGGGCGGGGGCGCAGGCCCGUGAGGCUCCGGCUCGAGAGAGGCGCCGGCUGCCAUGCCGAGCCGGGGCGGCAGCGCCCAAGAAGACUCCUCCUCCUCCUCCUCCUCCGAUGCCGGCGCUGCCGGGGCCCCCGCGGCCCAGCGGCUGCCCGCGAGCCUCGCGUGGCUGGGCCCGGAGCCCCCGCAGGGCCGCAGCGAGGGCCAGGCCUCGCCCGGCGGCUCCGACGCGUCAGGCGGCCGGUCGCCGCAGCGUGCCGCGGGCGGUGGUGCUGGCGCCGAGGUCGGCGCCGAGCGGCCUGGGCGCGCUGGGCGGGCCGUCUUCUGCGAUUUGGACUCGUGGGAGAAAAGAGGAAGCAGCGCAUAGGCAUUCCCCAAUCUCAGAGCUUUGGCCUCUGUAGGGGGCCUAUAGCGGAUUCGUAUGGUCAGGUUCGGUUUGUGGCCGAUUUUCGCCGGGUGCCCGGGGGGGCCCUAUAGCCCUA
This is a messenger RNA of Prorocentrum cordatum, 565 nucleotides long. The record is from the annotation of a GenBank genome assembly. Lineage: Eukaryota; Dinophyceae; Prorocentrales; Prorocentraceae.